Messenger RNA from Fukomys damarensis (Damara mole-rat), 3546 nucleotides. RefSeq names its product dephospho-CoA kinase domain containing (gene Dcakd). Gene Ontology annotation, molecular function: ATP binding; dephospho-CoA kinase activity. The record is from RefSeq and is a predicted model, not a curated record. Lineage: Eukaryota; Metazoa; Chordata; Mammalia; Rodentia; Bathyergidae. The transcript is spliced from 5 exons. The coding region runs from base 403 to 1098 and encodes 231 amino acids. Gene Ontology annotation, biological process: coenzyme A biosynthetic process.
UUGCUCUGAGGGGAAGAGGCCCGCGGUCGCGGGGCUUGCCGGAAGUUGCAGUAAGUGCUGGCUUCGGGUUGGGGGCGUGGAGGGUCCAGGUCGGUUGUCUUCAUGUCGCCGCUGGCCCUCCCCGGGCCGCAGAGGAGCCGUUAUCGGCUGCGAUUAAGGACCGUUACCAUCCCGAGGACCCUCUGAGAAACCAGACUGCGGGCCUUCUUCGGCGGGCUGCUGGACGGCCCCGACCUCCGGGAAGGCGGCGGACUGCGGUGUGCAUUCCCCUACCCGGAGUCGCCCCGCCUCGGCCUCCAGGUCCUGUGGCCCUGUCCUGUGGGCUGCCAGCGCCAGCCUUGCCUAUUAUCCGGCGACCCCGGCCCCUGGCUUCUGGGCUGGUGACUUCCCCAGCCCUGGAAGAUGUUCCUGGUGGGCUUGACAGGGGGCAUUGCCUCAGGCAAGAGCUCUGUGCUCCAGGUCUUCCAGCAGCUGGGCUGCGCCCUGAUCGAUGUGGAUGUCAUCGCCCGCCACGUCGUCCAGCCAGGGUACCCUGCUCACCGGCGCAUCGUGGAAGCCUUUGGUACCAAGGUCUUACUGGAGAAUGGUGACAUCGAUCGCAAGGUCCUGGGGGACCUUAUCUUUAAACAGCCUGACCUGCGGCAGCUGCUUAACUCCAUCACCCACCCCGAAAUCCGCAAGGAAAUGAUGAAGCAGACCUUUAAGUACUUCCUCCAGGGGCGCCGCUAUGUGAUCCUGGACAUCCCGCUGCUGUUCGAGACCAAGAAGCUGCUCAAGUACUUGAAGCACGUCAUCGUGGUGUACUGCAAUCGAGACACACAGCUGGUACGGCUGAUGGAGCGGAAUGGCCUGAGCCUUGAGGAUGCUGAGGCCCGCAUCCAGGCCCAGCUGCCCCUGAAGGACAAGGUGCGGAUGGCCAACCAUGUGCUGGACAACUCAGGCAGGUGGAGCGACACACGACGGCAAGCCAUACUCCUGCACAUGCAGCUGGAGCAGUCCCUGGAGUACCUGCCGCUGCGGCUCGGCAUGCUUGUGGGGCUGGCUGGCAUUGCCAGCCUCCUCUACCUGCUCGCCCGCUGCCUGCUGCCUUCUCCCUAGCUGGGUGCAGCCACUGCUUGCCCUGGGUCUGGCCGGCCAGCCCUCCUCCUUCCUGCCCCGGCGCCCACUCUGGCUCCUGCGAUACAGGCUGCACUGGUUAGACUGGGGCGAAUGGCUUGUGGCUCCAUGGCCUCCUGGGGUCUGAGGGCUCCCGGGCUUGAGUCCUCCCUUGCUCCUGCCCCAUCAAAGCCAGAACCUGCAUGGACUGGGGAAAAGCCUUUUGGACGAGUGCUUCCGCUCCCAGGGGUAGGGAGGCUGUGGCCAGGCAGCCACUCCCCACUGGCUGCCACCAGGCCUCCCCUGCAGUGACUACAGCCUGAGCUCUGAGCACCCACAGGCCCUGCUGCUCCUCACCCUGUGCCUCCCUCCAGGUGCCCUGGCCUGGGACACCCACUGCCAUCUACCCCUGCCUGCCUCAGUGGCUAACCCAGCGCCUGGCUGACCCGGUGCCCUGGGAGCCACUCUGCUGUGUUUCCCAUAAUCCAUGGGUGUUACCAACUCAGAGCCUUGGCUUCUGUGGACUGUGGGCCUCGUGGCUGCUCCUGCACAGAGCCGGCUUCUUGGGGUGGUCAAUAAAGUGUGGUCCAGACACUGAGGUUGCAGCCCUGGUGGGUGACGGUGUGGGGUCCCCUGCCCACUUCAUGCACUGCAGCCCCGGCCCAAGAGCACCUGCCAGGGCGGCAGGGUGCACCCUAAGCGUCCCAGCCAAGUCAGACUGGAGUGGGUGCCCUCUGGCAGUGCCUGAGCCUGCUGCUGUGUGGUCCUUCGCCUGGCUGCCUAGUAAGGCCAGAAGUGAACAUGACGAAUGUGCCUGCCGCAGUGGCCACAUUUAAUGUCCCUUUCCAGCCCCACGCACACCUUGGAGACAGUUCAUUAACUCCCCGUGAGCCCAAGGAGCAGAGAGGCUGGGCUCUCCGGGAGCUGCAGGACCAGGAGCGGAGGUAUUGAAGGGACUCCUCUAGUGCCUGUGGGUGCGCCAGCUGCGCCGCUUGUGGGCCACAGGAGGUGGAAGGCUGGGCCCUGGAAGGAGGACUCCACUUGGGUCACAGUGCUGUACCUGUACCUCUUAGGGGCAGCAGGGCCUGGGGGUGGGUGGCCCAGCUGUCUCCUGUGCUGUGACCUCCGUCUCAAGUAGCCUUUGUGAUGCUCACGUCGUGGGACCUCCUACGUGGAGGAUGGAGAAACACGUGGCAGCUGAACUCCCAAAGAAUCCACCAAGUUUGCAGCUGCUUGUCACGGUGUGGCCCCAGGCAGCCCGCUGUUCCCAAGCCACUGUGUAGCCAGCAGAUGGCAGCAGGCACCCGGGCUGACGCCCCCUGGGCAGCGCAAGUCUCAGCCUCUGUUCUGCUGCCCCCUGUCCUGGGCACCUUAUCUCGGCCCGGGCCCCCUAGAACCAUGUGUGCCCAGCCCAGCUGGCCCAAGGGAGCUGGCAGAGUCUUGCAAUUCACAAUCUUGCCAAGUGGCCCCCAGACAGGUAGCCACCAGCUCGGUGUUCCUCCCUUGACUCUUGGGCAGCCAGUGGCCAUCCUAGGUGUUCGCCUCCGUCCUUGGGGGACACGGGAGGAGCAGGAUGGCUCCUUUUCCUGCCUCCCCGCAACCCAGGCUGCACCCGGCUGGGCCGGCACCUCCUCCUUCCCACUGCCUUCCUCACCACUCAGAUUCCAAUGCAAUUCCCAGCUAACCAGCACGUCAAUAAACAAGUCGGCCGCACAGUGCCAGCCAAUUACAGGAAAUCAUUCCACUCCACAGCUCAGCGCUCACCCUUGGGAGGGAGGGAAGGAGGCUGGUGGGAGGUGAGGGGCUCCAAGAUGUCCAGCCCCAGGCUCUGCGCCAGACUGGCUCCUGUGCUGGGAGGCUCAGGCCUCAAGCCAGAGAGAGGAGAAGAGCCGGGGAGAGGAAGACACUGGGGGCCGAGGGCCCUAGGGGUGCGCAGGGGAGGCCUGUGCAGACGCUGAGGAGAGGAGUGGUCGAGGGCCCGGAAGCCAGGGAUCUUCGAGACCUACACCCCACGUGGACCGCACCGAGGGGCUCCUAGGACCAGGGUGCUGGAGGAGAGUAGCGCCAGCUGUCUGCAUGCAGGUGGUUGGAGUGCAGGCGGGGACAAGAUCUCCUCACUCACCUUCCAGUCCCUCCUCUGGCUCCUAAGCAGUGUCCACUUGGUGCCUGGCUUCUCAGCUCUUUGUGGGGCUGAGGCAGGAGGAUCUCAAGUUCAAGGCCAGCCCAGACAAUUUAGACUGUCUUAAAAAAUAAAAGGGGCCAGAGCAUAGCUCAGCGGGAGCGUGUGUGGUAUGCAGGAGACCUGGUUCCAAUGCAGGCUCCACCUAGCGGAAAGACCUUGAGUCCCCACACUUGCCCCCGUCUGAGUCCUCCCUUCCCAUCCCCCCACUGUCGCUGUCCCAGAACUGCCUUCCAGUGAGCAGCUCUCCUUGCCCCCACCACAUGGGUGAC